AUGCCAGGGGGGCUUGGCUAUUCGAAAAGAGAUGAAAAGAAUAAGAGCGAUAAAGAUAAAAAGAAUCACCACAAGGCCCCAAAACAAGGCCUCUUCAAUCAUGGAGUUGGUCAAGAAGCCGAGCAAUUGGCAAAGUUCGUUUGCGACAAAUUCACGCGAUCACGACAGAGAGUUUCGACUCAGCUAUCACGCGUCGGUAGUGUCCCAGAAAAUUUCUUCGCACCUAACGCAUCCCGAUCACAAAGAAUCAAGUUAAACGCGUUCCAAGUCUCCCAACUGCAACAUUCUCUAAGUCGCGGGUGUUGGAGCGAAUAG
Messenger RNA from Chondrus crispus (carragheen), 315 nucleotides. RefSeq lists its product as hypothetical. The transcript has a single exon. NCBI's taxonomy places the organism in Eukaryota, Rhodophyta, Florideophyceae, Gigartinales, Gigartinaceae. The record is from RefSeq and is a predicted model, not a curated record. Bases 1 to 315 code for a protein of 104 amino acids.